CCACCAGACUUCCUUGUUAUUCUAAAACAAUGACUCCCUCCCAAAGCUUCUACUCCACCCCCUUUGGACCCCAUUAACCUAACCAUUUCACCCAGUGGAUCCAAAGCCUUAUGUGAAUUAUUGAGUUCUUUUAGUUGUUUCAGGUGACUCUGAAGAAAUUAGUCUUCAAGCCAUAGCCCUCCCCCACCCUCUCCCACCCUCUGCCAUUGUCCUUUACCUUAAAAGAGGCUACCAUUGUAGUUGUUAUUCUCCUUUUCAUCAAUCUUUGUCAAGAACAGGAUUAUUUUGUUAUAAUCCUCUCUUCUUCCAGUAAAUGCCUCUACCCUUCUUUGCUGCAAGUCCUUAGAUACAGUUCUUCCUUUUCUGAAAGUCCUUGGAUCCAUUUCUUCAAUGAAGCUUUAUUCCAUUGAAGUUCCAAUAUGGAAGGCAAAAUAUAUAACAAAUGGCCCAAAAAUUGCAGUCUUAGUAAUCGUAACCCUUGUCAUCCUAACCCUUAUCCCUAUGUAUUACCCAUUACCAGGCUAUGCUUCAAUUCCAUGGAAAAGUAGAUCUUCUUCACAGCAAUCAUCUUCAUCAUCAUCACCUGCAACUUCUUCUUCUGUGGAUGAUAAUGGAGAUUCAUCAGAGGGAAUCAGAUCAGAGAGGGAAUGUGAUAUUUUUAGUGGGGAAUGGGUUCCAAAUCCUAAGGCGCCGUAUUACACGAAUUUGACUUGUUGGGCGAUUCAUGAGCACCAGAAUUGCAUGAAAUAUGGAAGACCAGAUUCAGAUUUCAUGAAAUGGAGGUGGAAACCAGAUGAGUGUGAGUUACCCAUCUUCAACCCUUAUCAGUUCUUGGAUAUUGUUAGAGGGAAGUCCUUAGCAUUUGUUGGAGAUUCUGUGGCUAGAAACCAAAUGCAGUCCUUGAUGUGCCUCUUAUCCCGGGUGAUGUACCCUGAGGACGCAUCAUAUAUACCAGAUGAAGGUUUCAAACGCUGGUACUACACAGCCUACAACUUCACCCUCGCCACAUUCUUGACUCCUUACCUUGUUAAGGUAAAGGAAUCAGACCCAAACGGCCCGAUGGGCACAGGUCUCUUCAAUCUCUACCUUGACGAAUUCAAUGAAGAUUGGAGAACUCAAAUCGAACAAUUCGAUUAUGUGAUCAUAUCCGCCGGCCACUGGUUCCAACGCCCGAUGAUGUUCUACGAGAAGGGUCACCUUGUAGGCUGCCAUUUCUGCCAAAAAGAGAAUGUCACAGACCUUAACAUGUUCUAUGGUUAUAGAAAGGCUUUUAGGACAGCCUUCAAAGCCAUCCAAAGCUUACCAAACUAUAAGGGGAUUACAUUUCUUAGAACUAUUGCUCCUUCACACUUUGAAAAUGGUAUAUGGAAUCAGGGAGGGGAUUGUGUAAGGACAAAACCCUUUAAGAGCAAUGAAAGACAAUUAGAAGGAAGGGAGUUAGAGUACUAUAGGAUUCAAUUGGAGGAGUUCAGUAUUGCAGAGAGGGAAGGAAGGAAGAGAGGGCUGAGAUUUAGGUUGCUUGAUACCACUCAAGCAACAUUUUUGAGACCAGAUGGGCACCCUAGCCGUUAUGGGCAUUGGCCCCAUGAGAAUGUGACCUUGUAUAAUGACUGUGUUCACUGGUGUUUGCCUGGGCCCAUUGAUACUUGGAAUGAUUUCCUUCUUGAGAUGCUGAAGAGGAGAUAGGCUUCACACAAGUGAUAGGAAUAUGAAAAUCAGAUAAGGCUUGCAGCUCAUGGUCUGGCACUCUGGCUAGUGUUGGGAAGAAAACCUAUGCCAACUUUGGGUAAAGCUAGGUUAGGGUUUAGCAGAGAGCUUAGCAUAGGGGUUCAUCCAUUGUCUUGGGCGUGGCAUUUUGUGAAAAAGGCAAAGUUCACAACCCUUUUAAUGUCUUAUUAUAAUUGGCUCUCCCUUGGGAAAAUUAAACUUUCUUUGUAAAUUCUAGCCUCAUUUGCAGCAGGAACUUCUCUUUCAUAUUCAAUUGAUUUGCGUUUACAGUACC
Messenger RNA from Macadamia integrifolia, 2002 nucleotides. Its product is annotated as protein trichome birefringence-like 19. Gene Ontology annotation, cellular component: Golgi apparatus. Lineage: Eukaryota; Viridiplantae; Streptophyta; Magnoliopsida; Proteales; Proteaceae. The record is from RefSeq and is a predicted model, not a curated record. The coding region runs from base 391 to 1686 and encodes 431 amino acids. The transcript is spliced from 3 exons. Gene Ontology annotation, molecular function: O-acetyltransferase activity.